This is a messenger RNA of Exserohilum turcica Et28A, 844 nucleotides long. RefSeq lists its product as uncharacterized. Lineage: Eukaryota; Fungi; Ascomycota; Dothideomycetes; Pleosporales; Pleosporaceae. The transcript has a single exon. Bases 64 to 549 code for a protein of 161 amino acids. The record is from RefSeq and is a predicted model, not a curated record.
GCCGACCUGGUAUCCCACUGGCACGCCCGCAAGCGCGAGACCACCUUUUUCCGACGCCUCGGCAUGCACAGCCUAGAGGUCGUUGGCCUUGCCGCCGCCAUGCUCGUCAUCCCCCUCACCAUGCACCGUGCAGUCCAAGGCUUUGACGACAUGUACGAGAUGGUCGGGCGGAGAUCAAAGUCGCCGUAUGCCCGCAUGUCAUGGGUGAACAUCAUGUUUGCGGCAAUAAUCAUGGUGGGGUGGCACCUGUGGCUCGGCAGGCUGACGUACUUGACGGUACUCGAGGGCGGAGAAGACGACCAAGAGCAUAGUGACGCAGACGCAGACGCUUCUAGCUCCACUGAUAGACGCAGCGCCAAUUUGGAAACAAGAGCGAUAUCGUGGGGUCGCCUGCUUGGCCGCCUCUUCAUCCCUCUCCUUCUUGGCGCUCUGGGGUUGCACUUUGGCUACCGUCUUCUCCUCCGAGCAACCGUAGAUCCACGACCACUCAUCACCAGAAACGACGUUGACAUGCAGGAAGCCAUGGCACAGCUAUACGGGUUAUCAUGAGAAUGUACCACAAACGCAAUCCAUGUUAUAGACGUUGGGAUCAACAGACACGUUUGCAAUGACUAAACACCACGCCUACUAGCAGGGACAUGCUACAACUCAACCACGCCCGAGACCCAUCCACCAACCAUUCCCUUGCGCAUCCUCGUCUCCAUCCGCACGCCAUUGUCACACGCACACGACAUUACACGACAUGCACACCACACGCGUAUCAGUUCUUCUUCUAGAACCACCACGCACACUUCCAUGCAGCAAGCAUACACAAUCUACAUAAGCGCGCCACACACGGGAUCCA